CACACACACACACACACACACAGAACAAGCUGAGAUGAUGCAAAUGUGAGAGUUUCAUGGAGACGAAAAACAGAAGCUUCUUCAAAGGAAAAACAUGGACAAGUCUCUGAUACAGCGUCUGCUUGGCUCAAAGAAAAGCUCGAGGAUCCAUCCGACUGCAGUGAUGGUGAAAUAUGGCUCCCAUUUCCCCCCGCGUGGAGAUGAGGGCUACGAUGAUGCACCGUCCUUUGAGGAUUUUGGUGCCUUCAUGGCAGAAACAUCAGACAUGAAGCAGCUGAGUGACAGUAAAACACACAGGACAGUGUUUAACCUUCAGUCUGAAACGAGAUCAGGAGUUCCUAAAGGGGUCAGAGGUCAGCUGCAAAGCUUCAGCGAGGCGAGUGUGCUAUCGUCACGCGUGAUGUGGGCAGUGUUACUUGGCGCAGCGCUGGCUCAUGGCUGUAUCUCUCUCCUGACACGUUUAGCUGCGGAUUUAUCCCGCAUUCCAUCCCUCGAGCUUCUCUUUGUCCGCUCCGUCCUCCAGGCCCUGUCCAUCGCUGUUGUUCUUUACCACAAGGAGGCGCCGUUCGGGCCAAAAGGCUGCAGGAUGCAUCUCUUCUCCUAUGGAAUAUUUAAUGUCAUCUCUAUCUCCUGUGCAUACACCUCCUUUGCGCUAGUUCCUCCAGCUAAUGGAGCUAUCGUGUGGCGAGCGAGUGCAACAGUGUUCAGUGCCAUCCUGUCAUUCCUGCUCGUCAAUGAGCAGCUCGGUGUGACAGACACCAUCUCUGUCUCCUGCAGUGUCUUUGGACUCAGCCUCAUCCUAAUCCCCAACCUAGUUAGUGAGGACAGGGCUCUUGGGUUCUGGAAGGAGGCAUUUGGGUAUGUCCUGAUGGUACUGGCGGGAGUCAUGGCAGCGCUCUCCAUGAUUUUGUACAGGUGUGUAAGGCAGCAGGUGAGCAUGUGGACAGCACUGUUUACUUUUGGAUGGAUGGGUUCUCUCUGGUCCUGCUGCUCCAUGUUCCUCCUGCAGGAACCUGUAAUUCCAGACGAUGUAGAAACCUGGCUUUUCCUCUUAUCCAUCUGUUUCUGCUCCACCAUCGCCUUCCUGGGGGUUUAUUACGGCCUGCAACGCCUCCACCCUGCGCUAGUCAGCACGGUGCAGCACCUGGAGCUCGUGGUGGCGAUGAUCCUUCAGCUGCUCGUGCUGCACAUGCUCCCCUCCGCUUGUGAUGUCAUCGGCGCCGUCAUCAUCGUCAUCAGUGUCCUCGCACUCGGCCUCGUCAAAGUCCUUCGUGGUGGAAAGUGCGAGAGGGAGGAAUACGAAGAGAUACUGGACUCGUCCAUAAAAUAA
This is a messenger RNA of Clarias gariepinus (North African catfish), 1330 nucleotides long. RefSeq names its product solute carrier family 35 member G2a (gene slc35g2a). Gene Ontology annotation, cellular component: membrane. NCBI's taxonomy places the organism in Eukaryota, Metazoa, Chordata, Actinopteri, Siluriformes, Clariidae. Bases 95 to 1330 code for a protein of 411 amino acids. The transcript has 4 exons. The record is from RefSeq and is a predicted model, not a curated record.